AUAAUUUCGCGUCAAACCUGGAGGGGCUGUUAAGUAAUUAUACCGUAUUUGCACCGCCGAAGCAGCUCAAGUUUCAAGUCUUCUCUCACAGUCACAGUUGAGCUGCUAAAAAACAGGACAUGAAAUGUCCGUACUGCUCAGCGGCGCAAGCAAGGUGCGCCACUACAACGGCAGGCCAUUCCAUAACGGAGUGCACAUCAUGCGGUCGAGUGGUGGAGGAGCAUCAAUUCCAACCUUACCACACUUUCCACGUUAGGGCCCAAGACAACCCUCUCUGCCUCGUCACCUCCGAUCUCCCAACCCUCCACCACCGCCACCACCAGCCUCCUCCUCCGCCUCGUCAAGGAAGAGAAGAAGAAGAUGAAGACCCAUUCGAGCCCACCGGCUUCAUCACCGCAUUUUCCACCUGGUCUUUAGAGCCUACCCCGCUCUCCCUCCGGUCUUCGCUUUCAUUUUCCGGUCACCUUGCUGAGCUAGAACGGAUACUUGAAUUAACAACCUCGUCAUCGGCAGCAGCUGCUUCAAAUUCGAACUCGAAUUCGAAUUCAUCGACUGUGGUUGUUGAUAAUUUGAGGGCUUAUAUGCAGAUUAUUGACGUGGCUUCUAUUUUGGGGUUGGAUUGUGAUAUUUCUGACCAUGCGUUUCAGUUGUUUAGGGAUUGUUGCUCUGCUACUUGUUUGAGGAACCGUAGCGUUGAAGCUCUGGCUACUGCUGCUCUUGUUCAGGCCAUUAGAGAAGCACAGGAACCCAGAACCCUUCAGGAAAUCUCGAUUGCGGCUAAUGUUCCUCAAAAGGAGAUUGGAAAGUACAUCAAGAUUCUUGGAGAAGCUCUGCAACUGAGUCAGCCUAUUAAUAGCAAUUCAAUUUCAGUGCAUAUGCCUAGAUUCUGCACCCUUCUCCAAUUGAACAAAUCAGCUCAGGAAUUGGCAACUCAUAUAGGAGAAGUAGUUAUCAACAAAUGCUUCUGCACUCGAAGGAAUCCCAUUAGCAUCUCUGCAGCUGCUAUAUACCUUGCAUGCCAAUUAGAAGACAAGAGAAAGACGCAGGCAGAAAUUUGUAAGGUUACGGGUCUCACUGAGGUCACGCUCAGAAAAGUCUACAAGGAACUGUUGGAGAACUGGGAUGAUCUGCUCCCCUCCAAUUACACUCCUGCUGUCCCUCCGGAAAAAGCAUUUCCUACUACAGUUAUUACCUCUGGCCGUUCUUCCACCCCUAGAGUUGAUCCAGUUGAAUUAACAUCUUCCUCUACAGACAAAGAUAAACAAGACGAAAACAAAUCAAAUAAAACGAACAAUGUAUCAGCCAAGGAAAAAGAAGAUGUUGAAAACAAUGGUAAUCCUUGUGGGAGCCGUCCCCCGGUACUGCAGACUUUUAGGCAGCCAUGGCUAUUUGGAGAAAAGAAUGUGCAAUCUAGCUGUCAAGAUUUUGAAGAGAAGAUAGAUAAGCAAAAGAUGGAUAAUGACUCUACAGGUGCAGCAAGACCAAACCAAUUUUCAAAUCCCCCAGCUUCAGGUACGAGUACAAUCACCUGGCCUUUUAGAUCAUCACCUUCGUCAGGUCCUUCUCCAAUUGUGCAGCCACCACCUAAGUUAGCACCAGGUUAUGCUGAGCUUAAAGGAAUUAGCUGUCAAAAUAGUGGUAAAAAUGGUAAUCUAGGUGGAAAUAACAAGUAGCUGGUGUAAGCUGAUGCUUGGCUAUUGUAUAUUGUGGUAAAUUACCCACGAUGUAGUAGUGAUUUUCUGCAGUCACAUUUUUGCUAAAAUUUAACUUGUGUCUCGAGCUGCAAGCCUGCAUCUUUUUUUUCCCUUUUCAAUUGUUAGUCAGAAUUAUUGAUAUAACACCAAAGAUUGAGUUAGGUAAAGUUUGUCAGUGUAUGUUGUGAAAGAGUAAGAAAUCAUGACAGCAAGAUAUGAAGGCUAUUUUGAGAGUU
Molecule: messenger RNA, 1930 nt
Organism: Mercurialis annua (annual mercury)
Lineage: Eukaryota; Viridiplantae; Streptophyta; Magnoliopsida; Malpighiales; Euphorbiaceae
Product: plant-specific TFIIB-related protein 1
Exons: 3
Coding region: 120-1673 (517 amino acids)
Biological process (GO): DNA-templated transcription initiation; transcription preinitiation complex assembly
Cellular component (GO): transcription preinitiation complex; nucleus
Molecular function (GO): TBP-class protein binding
Source: RefSeq, a predicted model, not a curated record